Vombatus ursinus (common wombat) is the source of this 2481-nucleotide messenger RNA. It is a transcript of the gene CDYL2, whose product is annotated as chromodomain Y like 2. Lineage: Eukaryota; Metazoa; Chordata; Mammalia; Diprotodontia; Vombatidae. The record is from RefSeq and is a predicted model, not a curated record. The transcript is spliced from 8 exons. Gene Ontology annotation, molecular function: transcription corepressor activity. Gene Ontology annotation, cellular component: nucleus. The coding region runs from base 114 to 1784 and encodes 556 amino acids.
CACUUCGGGAGCACAGCGAGGAGGGAGAGAGAGGGAGCCAACGAGAGCGGGGCGCAGGGCGCGGGGAGCCCCAGGCACACGCACCGAGAGCGAGCCAAGUUCCGCAGCCCAGCAUGGCUUCGGGGGACCUUUACGAGGUUGAGAGGAUCGUAGACAAAAGGAAGAACAAGAAAGGGAAAUGGGAAUAUCUCAUCCGAUGGAAAGGUUAUGGUAGCAAUGAGGACACUUGGGAGCCUGAGCAUCACUUAUUGCACUGUGAGGAGUUUAUUGAUGAAUUUAAUGGGCUCCACGUGGCAAGAGAGAAGAGGAUUAAGUCUGGGAAGCAGACCAACACCCCCAAAUUCCUAAGAGAAAGCCGAGGAGCUCCUAUAGAGAAACUGUCUCAUAGACCUGAAUCAGGGAAGAGCAAAGGGAGUUCCCACAAACGGAAGCGAAUGAACCCUUCCCUCCAAAAACCAAAAAAGGGGUAUGCCACAAAGCCCCAGUCAGGGGGGGACAGGGCUGCCAAGACUGUUUCUUACCGAACUACGCCCAGUGGGUUGCAAAUCAUGCCAUUAAAAAAGGCACACAGUGGGAUACUGAAUGGAGAUGCCAGUCAUGAGAAGGAUGCGGGACACUUUGAGGAUGCCUCCCAGCCGCCCAACUUGGAUGUGAAUGAGCACGAGGGAGAGCCCGAGAUGGCCAACGAAUGUGAAGUUAGCCACGACUCAGUGGUUGCGAAUGGAAUUGGGUCAUAUGGACUUGGUCAUGGGCCCACAUUGGUUACAGACACGUAUGCAUGUGGGGAGGCCAAACCUUUGAAGCUCAUGUCUGAUCACCAGCCAAGGUGUAUAAUGAAACUGAAAUUCCUGACUGCACUUCAAGGGACCCAAGGCUGUGGUUCCACUCUGACCAACGGAGGUCUACACUUGCAUAGCCCUGUAAAGAGGAAAAUUGAAGGGGACAAAGAUUACGUCUUUGAUAAGAGGCUCAGGUACAGCGUCCGUCAAAAUGAGAGCAAUUGUCGGUUUCGAGACAUUGUGGUGCGGAAGGAAGAAGGGUUCACGCACAUUCUGCUGUCCAGCCAGACUUCUGACAACAAUGCCCUGACACCAGAGAUUAUGAAGGAAGUGCGGAGAGCGUUGUGCAACGCGUCCACGGACGACAGCAAACUCUUGCUUCUCAGCGCGGUUGGAAGUGUGUUCUGUAGCGGCUUAGAUUAUUCCUACUUACUUGGCAGGUUGUCCAGCGACAGAAGAAAGGAGAGUACCAGGAUUGCAGAAGCUAUAAGGGAUUUUGUGAGAGCUUUUAUCCAGUUUAAGAAGCCAAUUGUGGUUGCUAUCAAUGGGCCUGCUCUGGGGCUGGGCGCGUCUAUCCUGCCCCUCUGUGACAUCGUCUGGGCCAGUGAGAAGGCCUGGUUUCAGACACCAUAUGCAACCAUACGCCUCACUCCUGCCGGAUGCUCCUCGUAUACAUUCCCACAAAUCCUCGGUGUUGCUCUGGCCAAUGAGAUGUUGUUCUGUGGAAGGAAACUCACAGCUCAGGAAGCUUGCAGCCGAGGGCUCGUGUCCCAAGUCUUCUGGCCAACCACUUUCAGCCAAGAAGUCAUGUUGCGUGUCAAAGAGAUGGCCGCCUGCAGUGCCAUAGUGUUAGAAGAAUCUAAAUGCCUCGUCCGGAGCUUCCUGAAAUCGGUCCUCGAGGAUGUGAAUGAGAAAGAAUGUCAGAUGCUAAGGCAGCUAUGGAGUUCUUCCAAAGGCUUGGAUUCAUUAUUCAGCUACCUGCAAGAAAAAAUUUAUGAAGUCUGAAAGGCUCUGCUGUGAUUUUUGCACCCCCACUCUGUGUGUGCCCAGAGUGAUCCUGACUUCAGCUCUUCCCUGUGUUCGAAACAUUGGAGCCCAAUGGAAUUGGAGUUCUGGAAAGGAGCUUGUGAAUGUCUCUCCAUCCCUAGGGUUGUGUCAGUUUUCCUCGUGAGUCAUUCUGGGAUGUUACUGGGUUGUUUCUACGUUGGUUUGCUUUUGUGUCACAGAUGUGGGACUCAGCAUUCUCGGUUUGCCUACCUUGGUCAGGGGUUUCCCUAAGGGCUGUCUCUUCUGGGUAGAGGCUUGUCUGUGUGCUAGACGUGCAGCUUCCUCUGGUUCUGUAUUACAUCACCAUGAUCCAGUAAGGCAAUACCCUUUCCAGUUUUCUCUGUCCUUUUGACUCGGGCUGUGCCAAUAGGGUACCACUCUUUGGAGGUUAUCAACUUUUGACCAGCUGUUAUGACGCUCGAAUGCCAGUCAAAGGACUGCAUGAUUGAUUGGAGUCUGUCAUCCUCAGGCAAGACCAGCCCAAUCAAUCACAUAGACCCUGCCUCAGUUUCCUUCCUGUUGCCACAAAGAUCUGUGUGACAUCUAGGGCUUAGUCUAAAAAUCUUAACAAAAGUAAUUUACAAACCCAGAUAUUGUAAAUUUAGAAACAUUUUGUUAAAUAUAUAUUUUUCAACUCUGUAAGUGGCAAUUCUAA